UGUCAAAUUAAUGUCAAAAUGAGCUUUCCAAUUUAAUGUCCGUAACAUUUUGUAAAUAAAUAUUAAUUCUAAUAAGUAACAUUUAUAUCAUUCCAUAUCGUAUAAAAAUGGCUCAUAUACAGUUUGUGGAUGAAUUGGUACGAGAAUAUUUACUUUUUCGUGGUUUUACAUCAACUGUUAAAGCAUUUGAUAAUGAUUUGAAGGCUGAUAAAGACAAAGGAUUUAGAGUUGACAAAAUUGUGGACCAAAUAUUACAUUACGUUAAUGUUUCCGACCUCGCUGGCCUUAAGGAAUAUUGGUCGCACUUAGACAGCUUGGUAUUUUCAAAAUUAGAGGUACACGUGCAACCAGCUGUACGUAAAAUAGAAUAUAGCUUGUAUAAAAUGUAUUUAGUAACAGCAGCACAAAGCACGGGAGGUGUGAGAAAUGAAAAAGUAUCUGAGUUUUUGUCAAAAAUGCUGCCAGAAUUACAAGGUCAAAAUGAGUGGAAAGAAUGGUUUAUGUUGCCAUAUAUUCAGAAACCAGAAGAAAACCCUUCAUUCAGCUUAUACUUCACACGAGGUUGGCAGGACAGUGUACUGGUGUCGCUACACAAUCUGUUGGCGACGGUCUUCCAAUGCAUGCCACAGCCCACACUCACCAGCUAUGAAAGUGAUGCAACUUUGGUGAAGAAAUUACAGGAUGAAAUUACAGCACUCAGAGGCAAGAUGCAGCAACAGUCUUUAGAUAAGACCUCACCAAUAGGCCAUCAGUCCCGCUUAGCCCAGUACUCUGAUAGACUCAGUGGGCCCAUGCCUCUAGUUGAUGACUUCUGUGCAGUCCCAGCAGAACAGCUUGACAGUGGCCUACGAGAAGCACGAGGUCUACGAGGUCUUCUCCGACAGAUGGGUGGAAGUCCAGUUAUGGGACGUAAAACACCAAGAUCUCAAAGUCAGAAUUGAUUGUGGGGUACUUUUUAUAUUUCAAACAUUGUGAAGUUUUGUGAUUUGAGAAGAUUAUUCAAAAGUUCUGCACAGUCCAAUACCAAAGUUGAAAAAGACGAUAUUGUGGAAGUAAAGAGAUAAUGUGCUAAGUGAUUCUUCUGAUAGUUUAACGAUCUGUAUUUUAAGCUAGAAAAGUUAUUCUGACCUGUCCAAAUGAUAUUUGUUUUAAAAUUCUAGAGAUACAUAAUUCUUUUUUAAUUGUUGAUCAAAGUUAGAUGGUAUCUGUAACUUAGCUAUUGUUUGAAAAUAUUGACUGUUAUAUUUUGACUUCUUUAUUCCCUACAUUUAUUUUAAUUUUCAUAAGAACCUUUUUCAAUUCAUAAGCUGACCAUAAUGUAUUUAAAAAGCAAACCGUCCACAUAGACUAGAGUCACGGAUUUUCCAAACCUUGUAACCAAUUGUUCUAGAACCAAUAAGUAUAUUUAAUAAUAUUGUGUGCAUGUUUUUUAAGACUUACUUGUUGGUAUAGAUUAUUAUAAAAUUUAAAAAAUCCUCUAAACCUCAAUAAUUAUAGACAUAAAAUAUGUUUGCAACAGUAAUUAUUAUUUAAAGGUAAUAUUAUAAUAUGAAAGAAUGUCACCAUUGUUAUUUAAUUUAUUUUAUUUGGACUAUAU
Molecule: messenger RNA, 1597 nt
Organism: Papilio polytes (common Mormon)
Lineage: Eukaryota; Metazoa; Arthropoda; Insecta; Lepidoptera; Papilionidae
Product: WD repeat-containing protein 91
Exons: 4
Coding region: 108-941 (277 amino acids)
Biological process (GO): early endosome to late endosome transport
Cellular component (GO): early endosome membrane; extrinsic component of endosome membrane; late endosome membrane
Molecular function (GO): phosphatidylinositol 3-kinase regulator activity
Source: RefSeq, a predicted model, not a curated record